This is a messenger RNA of Symbiodinium sp. CCMP2592, 273 nucleotides long. The record is from the annotation of a GenBank genome assembly. NCBI's taxonomy places the organism in Eukaryota, Dinophyceae, Suessiales, Symbiodiniaceae.
AUGUUGGAGAAGUAUCGCGCUGAUGUGGAAUACGUGGAUUCCAAGCGUCAGCAGCGGGACACCUUGCGGAAGGACAAGCCAGACCUGGGGAAGCGGAUCCGUGAAGCGUUGAGGAUGGUGGAGGCCGGAGAGGUUGACGCUGAGCUUCUGUACGUGGCCGAGAUGAGGCGGCGUAGCGUCUCUGACAUCUCAAAGCGGUGUCAGGGUUGGUCGUGGGUUCAGGCCAGUUUGGGCGGUUUGGCAUGUGAGGGCUUAGGGUUUGGGAUGUUUUAG